Molecule: messenger RNA, 1695 nt
Organism: Microbotryum saponariae
Lineage: Eukaryota; Fungi; Basidiomycota; Microbotryomycetes; Microbotryales; Microbotryaceae
Source: the annotation of a GenBank genome assembly
AUGGCACACGAUCCUUCUAGCAUGAGACCGUAUGGCUCCACUCGGGAUCUCACCCAUCGUCUUGUUGCAAACUGGCUACAGAAGCAAGGUCAGUCAGCAAUCGUGCUGAUCUUCGAACCCCCACAUCCACUCGUCGACCUAAUCGCAGCUCCAUCCCAAACCCCUCAACAGGCUACAGCGACACGCUGACCCGCCUAUCCAACGAAAGUGAGGUGCCCAUCCCCCGCCUGCUCAACGACAAGCGCUACACGCUCGACCCCCUCCUGACCGACCUGAUCGAAGACCAUCUCCAUCGUCUCGUCGCCCAAACCGCAAACCAAGUCGAUGCGAUCCCCUUCAAAACUGAACUGGCUCAACUGGUUGGAUCGAUUCCCAAGUUACGGCUCCCGAAUAGGUUGACGACGCCGAUUAGGGAUCUGGCGAAUUUUUUGACGGUGCAAGAUGGGUUAUGGCCGAGGAGGAGGUGGGAUUCAGAGACGUUGAGCUUCAAGAGGUACUACGAUGCUCACUUUCGGUCUUGGUCUUGGAGAAGUGCACUGCAUAUGCUUACUUGCAGUCUCUCAACUUCAACAGCGAAUGGAUCCCCAGCAUCUACACCACCUCAGUGGACUCGCUCAAGAUUCUCAACCGCUCCGACGCUUCCCUCCUCGACACCCUCUCCCUCCCCUCCCCCAUCAUCUCCUUCGCCCUACACCCCCAACACCGCCGAAUAGGUCUCUUCUCAACCAUGCAAGGUUCGACCCACCUCAUCGAUCUCGUCACGCGAAAAGUCAAGCAAGUGUUGAGGGAUCAUACCAAAUACGUCGUCGGAACCUUGUUCGAUUCCGAUCAGGGUAAAUGGGCCAUGACGUGGGCGAGGGACAACUCCCUUCGAAUUUACGAGCUGGAAUAUACCCAAGGCGAAGCGGAAGAGAUCCUUUUGGAAGGGGAGGAGCGCGACGAGUUCGCUUCCGAACCUGAAGUACGCUUGAUCGAACGACAUGUCGUUCAUACGGUCACCAAUCCCGAAGCGGCGAUCUUUUUACCCGGUGCGACUCAUUUCGUUUAUACGGCGAGGGAUGAUCAUCUCUUGCACGAAGUCGUCUUACCGCAAACAGAGGACGAAAGCAAGGCUUGGAGUACGAACAGGAUCAACCUGAAUGAGAACGGUGAUGAUUGGUGUUCUUUUUCCAUGCAAGUUCUUCCUUUCCCCCCCCCCCCCCCAAACCCUGUCCCCGAAAGAAACCUUACUAACUCCCCCGCUAUUCCACCGUACCCAGUCUCCAAAUAACGCUCCACCCAACGCUCCCUCUCCUAUCCCUCCAAACCUCCACUGAAAAUGCUCGCAUACUUCUCUACCCAUUCCACUCCCCGCAUCGACUCGCGACCUUGCAUACGCAAGCGAUCCAAACCGAUUAUUUUCAACCCAAGCACGCUUGGUUACCCUCUGGGAACGCGGUCGUCGUUACUAGUGAGGAUGGGAUUUUGAGGAUCGUUGGAAUUGGUGGUAGGUUGAUUAAGGAGGUCGCGGCGCAUGGGGCGGCCGUUCUUGAUGAGGAGGAGGAGGAUGGGUUGGAGCUUUCGGAAAAAGCACACGUGAGAAGGGAUAAAAUCAAAGGUAGUUCGGUAAUUAAAGGGGUGACGUGUGUGGAGGAUGGGGACGGUUUGAGUAUUUGGAGUUGUGGAUUCGAUAAGACGGUCAAGAGGAUACAUUAA